This is a messenger RNA of Penicillium samsonianum, 3198 nucleotides long. Its product is annotated as putative potassium/sodium P-type ATPase. Gene Ontology annotation, biological process: calcium ion transmembrane transport; intracellular calcium ion homeostasis. The transcript has 5 exons. Gene Ontology annotation, molecular function: P-type calcium transporter activity; ATP binding; ATP hydrolysis activity. Lineage: Eukaryota; Fungi; Ascomycota; Eurotiomycetes; Eurotiales; Aspergillaceae. Gene Ontology annotation, cellular component: plasma membrane. The coding region runs from base 1 to 3198 and encodes 1065 amino acids. The record is from RefSeq and is a predicted model, not a curated record.
AUGGGCGUAGAGAUAACCCCCGAUGUCGAGGAAUCGACAGAACCUCCUAUAUGUGGUUUUACGGAAACCAAUCCCCAACCCAAUGUGACAAACCGCCUACAUACUAAGCCCUGCGAUACCGACAAAAAGUCUAUCCCACAUACGACUGAUCACACUACAUCCUUGGAGCCCCAAGCAAGUAAAAAAGAGCCCGACCAGAACGCCCAUCUUAUAGAACCAUCUGAGCUCGCAUCCCUCCUCCACACAGAUCUUCGAAAUGGACUCUCCGGCACCGAAGCGGCCUCCCGCCUCGAGCGCGAUGGUCCGAAUACCGUGCGUGAAAUGGAGGGUGUCUCCGUCUGGGGGAUACUGCUAAGACAGGUGUCUAACAGUCUGACACUAGUUCUUCUCAUCACCAUGGCCCUAUCCUUUGGAAUCGAUGAUUACAUCGAGGGAGGUGUCAUUACCGCAGUGAUCGUUUUGAAUAUAGUUGUGGGCUUCGUGCAAGACUACCGUGCCGAAAAGACAAUUCUUUCGCUGCAUCGUCUCUCCGCCCCAAUAUGCAAGGCUAUCCGAGAGGGUCGCAUUGCCUCUGUCAGGGCGGAGUCGCUGGUUGUCGGCGACAUAGUCCAGCUAGUAGUUGGGGAUAUUGUCCCUGCUGACCUGCGCUUGUUCGAUGGUAUGAAUGCUUCAAUGGAUGAAGCACUUCUAACAGGCGAAUCCCUCCCCAUCCUCAAAACUCCUCAUGUAACCCUAUCAUUAUCUGAUAUUCCUAUCGGUGACCGAACCAACAUGGCCUAUUCUGGCUGCAGCACUACACAAGGUCGUGCGAUGGGAAUAGUCACCGCAAUAGGGAUGGAUACAGAAGUUGGGAAGAUUGCACAACUACUACAGACACAGCCCAAUCUUCGCGACUCCAGCCGUCUUGUUAAUGCGGGGAAACGGGUGAAAGCAUUUUUCAUGAACGUGUUGGGCUUGGUUGGUACGCCGUUGCAAGUGAAGCUGAGCAAAUUUGCACUCUUACUUUUCGGACUGGCAAUCGUGCUCGCCAUUGUUGUCUUCUCGGUCAAUAAAUGGGAUGUUCAAGGCGAGGUUCUCAUAUAUGGCAUCUGUGUUGCCGUUGCCGUCAUCCCGGAAUCAUUGAUUGCUGUCCUCACCAUCACAAUAGCCGUGGGUACAAAAGCAAUGGCUAGGGGAAAUGUAAUCGUCCGAAAACUCCAAUGUCUUGAGGCAGUGGGCGGUGUCACGAACAUCUGUUCUGACAAGACAGGGACCUUGACCCAGGGAAAGAUGGUUGCUCGCUCUGCAUGGAUCCCCGGUGCUGGGACUUUGACUGUGAGCCAGACUACAGAUCCAUUUGAUCCGACGAGUGGUCUGGUCCAACUGGAUGAGAUUGAUUGGAGCUCCAAUCAACCCAUCGAAGAUAAUCCUGCUCUGCAUACCUUCCUACGAGCGCUUGCUCUCUGCAACCUUUCCACUGUCCACCAUGACAAUCAAAUAUGGAGUGCUGUGGGUGAACCAACGGAAAUUGCUCUUCACGUUCUCGCUUUGCGCUUUGAUUUUGGAAAAGACUCUGUGAUUAAGAAAAGGCAACUUCAAUUGCAUACGGAGUAUCCAUUUGAUUCUGCUAUCAAGAAGAUGACCGUUGUCUAUGACAAUUCACGGGAUAGGAUCAAAGAGGUGUACACCAAGGGUGCCCCGGAGACCAUUAUUCCUCAUCUUAAUAUUGAUGAAACAGAAAAGCAAAUCAUACGAGACACGGCCGAUCGGAUGGCGGGCGAAGGACUUCGCGUGCUAUGCAUCGCAUAUAAAACACCCCCAGCCGACGACGGAUCUCAAAUAUCCCCGCGAAGCUCUGCUGAAUCAAGCUUACGAUUUGGGGGUCUUGUGGGACUCUAUGAUCCCCCUCGAGUCGAAUCAGCCGCAGCCGUACGCAGAUGCCAAAUGGCAGGGAUCACGGUGCAUAUGCUCACUGGUGACCACAUCAAGACCGCGACUGCAAUUGCGUCAGAAGUCGGUAUUCUUGACCGUGUCACAGCAGUUGUCAAAUCCGGCAGACUGGUAAUGCCUGCGGAUGAAUUCGACAAGUUGACCGAUGCAGAAAUUGACGCGAUUGAGGAACUGCCUCUUGUCAUCGCACGCUGCAGCCCUGCCACCAAGGUUCGGAUGGUAGAUGCGAUGCAUCGGCGCCAAGCAUUUUGUGUCAUGACGGGAGAUGGUGUCAAUGAUUCACCUGCUCUCAAAAGGGCUGAUGUUGGUAUUGCUAUGGGCAAAAAUGGUAGCGAUGUUGCGAAGGAGGCUGCCGAUAUGGUUUUGACGGAUGACAACUUCUCCUCUAUUGUCAAGGCAGUUGAAGAGGGUAGACGACUUUUUGAUAACAUUCAGAAGUUCCUCAUGCACCUGCUCAUUUCAAACAUUGCACAGGUUAUCCUCCUGUUGAUCGCUCUUGCUUUUAAAGAUGAGGGAGGUGACUCAGUUUUCCCUUUGUCUCCCCUGGAGAUCUUAUGGGCAAAUCUUGUUACGUCUUCAUUCUUAGCCGUCGGUCUUGGACUUGAAGAGGCCCAGCCAGAUAUCAUGUACAGGCCACCACACGACCUACGCAUAGGUGUUUUCACCCGUGAGCUCAUCGUGGAUAAAAUGAUAUAUGGAACCUUUAUGGGCACACUUUGCCUCGUCUCAUUUGUCUGCGUGAUAUACGCCGCCGGAUCGGGCACAUCUUCUUUAGGUGAUGGAUGUAAUCAGGAAUACAAUCCAAGCUGCGACGCAGUGUUCCGCGCUCGCGCUACAACAUACGCGACACUUACCUUUCUUCUCCUUGUUACAGCGUGGGAGGUGAAGCACUUUUCUCGUUCCCUAUUUAACAUGGAUCCGAUCCGAAAUCCCAAGACCUUCUCCGUCUUCCCCACCCUCUGGAAGAACCGCUUCCUCUUUUGGGCGGUCAUGGCCGGCUUUGUCCUUGCUUUCCCUGUCAUUUAUCUCCCAGUCGUCAACCAACUGGUCUUCAAGCAUCAUGCUAUUACCUGGGAGUGGGGAGUAGUCCUCGGUUGUACAUGUGUCUACCUGGUGUGCGUUGAGAGCUGGAAGGCUGUGAAGCGGUCGCUGGGUAUUGGGAGCGGAAAGAAUGCAAUUCUUACUCUAGUGGAUGCUGAGACGCGGGCAGGACUGGCCACUCUUACACCACUAUCAAUGAGUGCGAAUGCCAGCGUGGAACUAAAGUAA